Haliaeetus leucocephalus (bald eagle) is the source of this 1396-nucleotide messenger RNA. It is a transcript of the gene PLPP1, whose product is annotated as phosphatidic acid phosphatase type 2A. Bases 1 to 1068 code for a protein of 355 amino acids. The transcript is spliced from 8 exons. Lineage: Eukaryota; Metazoa; Chordata; Aves; Accipitriformes; Accipitridae. Gene Ontology annotation, molecular function: phosphatidate phosphatase activity. Gene Ontology annotation, biological process: phospholipid metabolic process; phospholipid dephosphorylation; signal transduction. The record is from RefSeq and is a predicted model, not a curated record.
AUGGUGGCUGGGUCUAAUGCUGAUGGAGAUCCUGGGAGUGGAACUGGCUUACCCCUUGGUGUUCUAAACUUGGCCAAAAUAAAACCGUAUCAGAGAGGCUUUUUCUGUAAUGAUGACAGCAUCAAGUAUCCGUUCCAUGACAGUACCAUCACAUCCACUGUCCUCUACACAGUGGGGUUCACCCUGCCCAUUUUCUCUCUCCCACCAGCUAAUAGUGAAGCCAAUCCAUGUUUGUUUAAAAGAAGUAAAUUAAACCUGCUGUGUGUUUUGCUAGCUGGCUUGCCUUUUGCAAUUCUCAAUUCAAGACGUAUCCCCUUCCAGAGAGGAGUUUUCUGUAGUGAUGAAUCCAUCCAGUAUCCAUACAAAGAGGACACCAUUUCUUAUAAGUUGUUAGCAGGAAUAAUUAUUCCUUUCAGUGUAAUUGUUAUCAUCCUAGGAGAGACUCUCUCUGUCUUUUAUAAUCAUUUGCACUCAAAUUCAUUUGUCAGAAAUAACUACAUAGCCACUAUUUACAAAGCCAUUGGGACCUUCAUUUUUGGAGCAGCUGCUAGCCAGUCGUUGACAGACAUUGCGAAGUACUCCAUAGGUAGACUGCGCCCUCACUUCCUUGCUGUGUGCCAGCCCGACUGGACACGGAUCAACUGCAGUCUAGGUUACAUUGAGAACUUCUCUUGUCAAGGAGACAAAGCAAAAAUCAAUGAGGGAAGACUAUCAUUUUACUCUGGCCAUUCUUCGUUCUCCAUGUACUGCAUGCUCUUCCUAGCACUUUACCUUCAAGCCAGAAUGAAAGGAGACUGGGCAAGACUUGUACGUCCUACUCUACAAUUUGGUCUUAUUGCUGCAUCUAUCUAUGUGGGUCUCUCGCGUGUUUCUGAUUACAAGCAUCAUUGGAGUGAUGUUUUAACAGGACUCAUUCAGGGAGCAGUGGUAGCUGUGCUCAUUGUUGUGUAUGUGUCUGACUUCUUCAAAGUGAGAGGAUGUACAUUUCAACCAAAAGAAGACUCCCAUACAACCCUACAUGAGACUCCAACAAAUGGAAAUCACUUUGGCAGCAAUCAUCAACCAUGAAGAACAACCCACCUCACCUGUCUUGCUCUCUGAAAGGAAAACAAUUUCACAAGUCUAACUAUGUAAUAUAAGUAAAUGCCUUUAAGGGACUGCUGCUGCUCUCAGAUGCUCACUUUACCUGUAUAUAGUAACAUCUGCCACAGUUAUUGUAUAUCUAAAAUUUAAAUUUCUGUUGGUUCAAGCUCUUGCUUAAAAGAAAAAGCUAUUCAAAUUGUAAAUUUUUAUUGAAAACAUGGUAACAGUUAUAUUACGUACACUGCUGUUUGUACAUGCCUUGUUGAAACAACUGUGGUUUAAAUACACACCAUUAAAAGAAAUAAUGACUUGA